This is a messenger RNA of Pochonia chlamydosporia 170, 1422 nucleotides long. Its product is annotated as FAD dependent oxidoreductase domain-containing protein. The record is from RefSeq and is a predicted model, not a curated record. Bases 1 to 1422 code for a protein of 473 amino acids. NCBI's taxonomy places the organism in Eukaryota, Fungi, Ascomycota, Sordariomycetes, Hypocreales, Clavicipitaceae. The transcript has a single exon. Gene Ontology annotation, molecular function: oxidoreductase activity.
AUGACAGUACCCAAGUACUCCCUUCCGACAGGUUCGACAGUGAUCGCCAUUAUAGGUGGCGGUAUUGCGGGUUGCGUCCAGGCGAUCUGCUUGGCGGAAGAAUUUCCUUGGCUCAAGAUUCUAAUCUUUGAGAAGAAUAAGGAUAUCCUCUGCGGGACAAGUUGCAUGAAUCCAGGGAGACCAACAUUCGGCUUCCACUAUCGACAUCUGGAAACAGCUACUUUCUGUCAAGAUAAUACUGUCAAUUUCACCAAAUUUCUCGAGAGAAUAGGAUGUCGGGAUAUCUUUGCUAGAGCGCCGCAAAAGGGGAUCUACGUGCUGAUGAAGGAUUCUGUGCAAAUUUUAGGCGAAUCCGUUGAUCCCGUGUUCAGUCCACAUGAAAUCAUACCGGUAUUUGAGCAAAUAAAACGGCACGCUAUUGAGAAAUAUCAGAAUGACAGGGAGUUUGAGAAGCACUUUGGUCGUCCUGAUCAAAUAUGCCGACAGCUUCAGGAAAGUGAGUACGAGUCGUUUCUCACACCAGAAGUACUGAAAGGUGUCGCCGCCUGUUACGAAACGGCCGAACGGACAUUUAAUACUGCCGGUAUUUGCUCCUUCUUACGCGGUUACGUCAAGAAGUUCAAGAAUAUUACUAUUCAUACUGGAGCAAACGUCACCUAUCUGGAGCGCAUGGAGCAGUCAACACGGAGAAACUACCGUAUCACCUGGUACGACGUACGUGAAGCCGAAAAACGCAUCGACAUUGCGCAGUUGGUUACCCUGGCAUGUUGGGAGAAUGUUGGCGCCUUUCGACGACAGCUUGGCAAAUCUGACUGUGAGCCGACUCACAAUCGUCUCAAGAUGCUGGCUAUCGUGGAUAUAAACAUAGAGGCUAGCCUUCUGCAGACAAUUCGGCCCAUAUUCGUCGCAUCAGGUCCCUUUUGCAUGAUAUCACCCCAAGAGUGCAACGAGCAGCCGGAUGGCCACAUUCGAUGCAGAUGUGCUUGCACCUUGGCCAUCAGAACCAAUAUUAUGACAGUUCCGGAUAACGUCCCGUUGCCCGCCGAUUAUGAAGAAAUGCUCAACAGGAGGAUCAGCCAUGAAGACCGACUAAAUAUGGCCAAACCGAUAUUAGAGGGUGCGCAGCAAUUUUUUACUUGCCUCAAGCACGCCAGGCUUGCGGAUGUUCGGUUUGGGACUGUCCGAGUCCCCUAUGGAGGAGGAAAUAACAUGGACUUGCACGAUGCAGCUAGCGAGCAUCACAAGCGGAACUAUCCAGGGUGCUACCGACUGGGGGAAGGGUUGUAUGUCAAUGAGGCGAUGAAGUUGAUUUACAGCACGUACAAUGCUGAAAAGAUGGUGGAAUGGGUGCGAGCCGAUAUUUUGCAAGGUAACGGGACGAAGGAAAGUAUUUACUGUCUUCCAAUUGAUGAAAUCCCAUAG